UCUGUGCUGCCCGACUCUCUUCCCUCCACGAAGCUGCAAGUCAACGUUAAGCGGAUCGAGCUGCGGAAGCGGAGCCAUGGAGUCUGCGGCGGCGAGCGCCUUCCUGAGGAGCGUGAUGGGAAAGCUGUUCCAAGUGCUGGAGAAGGAGUACAACAAGCAGAAGGGCCUCCGGCAGGAGACCCUCUCCAUCCAGCAGGACGUCCGCAUGAUCGCCGCCGCCAUGGACGACCGCCUCCACGCCCUGGGCCGUGGCGAGCGCCGCACCGCCGUCGCCAGGCUCUACAGCGAGGAGAUGCUCGGCCUGGCGCACGACGCCCAGGACUGCAUCGACCGCAUCGUCCACCGCCUCACCUGCAGGCCGCGCGGCGGCGGAAAAGGAGCGGCGCUGGUCCGCCGGGUCGCCCACGAGAUCAAGAAGGUCCGGAGCCGCCCUGGAUUCGCCGACGAGAUCCAAAAGCUCAAGAUCCGCCUGGAGCAGGCGCACAAGCGCGUCCUCGGUAUCCCCAUCCCCGCCGCCGCCAGCUGCUGCCACGAGUUCGCCGCGGCGGCGCCGUCGUGUCGCGUCGCGCGCGACCCGGUGGGUAUCGGGAGGCCGGUGGAGGAGCUCCUCUCGAUGCUGGACGAGGUGGAGGGCGAGAAGGAGCAGCUGAGGGUGAUCUCCGUGGUGGGGUUCGGCGGCCUGGGGAAGACCACGCUCGCCAGGGCGGUGUACGAGGCCCCUGACGUCGUGGAGAAAUUCCAUUGCCGUGCUUGGGUUUCCGCCGGUCGAUGGUCGCCAGAGGUCACCGGCAACGGGGUCAGUGAGAUCCUGCGCGAUGUACUCCAGCAAGUUCGACCCAAAGACGCCAUGGAUGUUGUUGUUGCUGAUGAUGGCCAACGUAUUGAAGCCUUGCUCAAGGAAUACCUCACGGAUAAGAGGUAUUUAAUUGUCAUAGAUGACAUUGGGAUGGAGCAAUGGAGCACUAUAAAUUCCAUCUUUGAAAACAAUGGCAAAAGCAGCAGAAUCCUACUGACCACAACUAUUCAGUCAACAGCUAAUAUCUGCAGCCAUGGCAAUGGUUAUGUGUACCAAAUGAACACACUUGGUGAAGAGGACUCCAAGAAAAUAGCUCUUCAGGAGGUACCGUCGCCUGAGCUGGAGCAGGGGUCCAUGACGCUGCUGCAGAAAUGUGGUGGUCUUCCACUUGCUCUCGUCAGUGUCUCCGAUUUCCUGAAAUGCUCAGGUGAGCCUACAGGGGAGCGAUGCGCAGAGCUAUGCCGUAACCUGGGUUCUCAUCUGAGAGAGAAGCAUGGCCAUGACAAUUUCACGGAACUAAGAAAGGUGCUGAUGCAUAACUAUGACAGUUUGUCUGUGUAUGCUAUGACCUGCUUGCUAUAUCUUGGUGUAUUCCCAAACAACCGUCCCCUCAAGAGGAAAGUUGUUAUCAGGAGGUGGUUAGCCGAAGGAUAUGCACGGAGUGAUUCUCUUCGCAGUGAGGAGGACAUUGCGGAUGAGACUUUCAAGGCGCUUGUUGACCGGAAUAUCAUACAGUCCAUUGAUACAAGGAAUAAUGCGCAAGUGAAGACGUGCAUGACUCAUGGCAUCAUGCACGAGUUUGUGCUGCACAAGUCUGUGUCACAGGGGUUCAUCGCGACAUCGUCUCGUGAUCAUCCAAGACCUCAUGCCCAUGUUAAUAAUGCCUGCCACCUUUCUAUCCAUGGUGGCAAUGUGACAGAUAAUGAGGCCUCUGACGAGGAUUUGUCUCGUGUUCGGUCUCUGACAGUCUUUGGAAAAGCAGGUGAUGCUAUUUCUUAUGUCCGUAAGUGCAAACUGCUACGAGUCUUGGAUCUGGAAGAAUGCAAUGACCUGGAAGACAGUCACCUCAAACACAUAGGCAAGCUAUGGCAUCUGAAAUAUCUAAGUGUUGGGGGCACGAUUGCGAAGCUUCCGAGCAGUAUCGAUGGACUGCAUAGCUUGGAGACCCUAGAUUUGAGGAGAACCAAGAUAAAGACUUUGCCCAUUGAGGCCAUUAUGCUGUACCACUUAGCCCAUCUGUUCGGAAAGUUUACAGUUGACAAAGAAGAUCUAAACAAUGCAAACAAGAUGAGCAAAGCAAUGAAGUUCUUGUCCGGAAACAAGAGCAACCUGAAGACUUUAGCUGGAUUUGCCACAAACGAGAGGCAAGGGUUUCUUCAACUUAUGGUUCACAUGAGAAAUCUGAGAAAGGUCAAGAUAUGGUGUGGGCCAGUUGCAAAUGGAAGUAACUACACCAAUGAUCUUUCCAAGGCCAUUCAGGAAUUCACCAAGGUCCCCAUGGACAAUGUGGGUGCCCAUUCUCUAUCACUUGAUUCAGAAGAAUGUUCCGAAGACUUGCUGAGUUCGCUUGCUUUUGAGCCAUGCCCCGAAGAUUCCAAAUAUGAUGUAAGGUCACUGAAGCUACGUGGCAAGCUAUUCCAGUUACCCCCAUUUGUUCCCUUGCUGUCAGGUCUCACUGAACUGUGUAUUUCAUCAGCUACUCUGACACGGGAUCUUCUAUUGUCUCUGAUCAAUUUGAGAAACUUGCUUUACCUCAAGUUGAUUGCGAAUGAGCUUGAGAAAUUUGAAAUGAAAUCAGGGGCAUUCCCAAGCCUGCGGCGUCUGUGCUUUGUGGUGCAAAGUCUCACUUCAGCUCUGCCAGCAAUCGAACAUGGAGCUCUGCCAAACCUUGUCUCACUCCAGCUGCUUUGCCUGGGUCUAGCUGGUUUUUCCAGCAUCCAAAUCAGACACCUCAGACAUCUCAAGGAGGUCACGGUCGACUCUGGAGUGCCUGACCAAACAAGACAAGACUGGGAGCACGCAACAAAGAACCACCCGAAUAGGCCGAGACUCGUGUUGCACGAAAGUGGUGUUCGAAUGGAAAGCGAGGGACCGGGUAAUGAAGAAGCUUCUGCUGUGAGGGAGAAGCGGAAAAUAUGUGUACUCCAACCGAGUUUGGAUGACGGACUGGAUUCUAGUCUCAAGAAGAUGAAACUUUCAUCAGAGUCUUCUUCGCGUCUUCAAGUGAUCGUCCAUUCCACUUCCUCAUCUGGUCACUGAGGCAGAUGGCAGUGCUACUUCAGUGAAGCAAACUGCUACGGUGAUGAUUCAGCUUGUACACACAAAUCAGAGACAGAAUAGAUGAUGAGCUGCUGUUGUAUUGUGUGGUGUUCUGUUGUUACAAAGUUCACCAUGCUGCAGAUUGUAAAAUAAUCUUUGUUUCCAUGUCCGAUCCACCACUUGCAACUGUAUAUUCACGUCAUGCAAGAAACGGAGCAGGGCUAAAGCUAGCACUACGUCGACUGUUCUUCAGAAGCUAACAAACAGCUGCUUGCUGGUUAAGCCCGACGCCCACCAUGCUGCCCUGCACGGCGUCGCGACGGAGCUCAUGAACGCCCUCAUGACUUCUGUGGAGGCAUCUCUCUAGAGCAAGCACAUGGCGUAUUCCAUGACAGCGGCAUUGCAGGGCAGCAUGGUCCUCCUGUCAUCGCCGCCUACAAAGCCAAACUCCUCCUGGGACAUCGUCAGAAGCUCGCUGAAGAUCAAUGUGCCGAGGUAUGCUAGCGGCACCUCAAACCGCGCCCUGUCAGCGGUGUACAAAACACAGUGGCCCUUCAUCGCCACUGACGGCGAUGUGGCACAGCACUCGUCAUUGGCUGCUCCUUUCGCCACUGUCGUGGUCUGGGUGUAGUGGUGCUGCUUUAGCUUGUACUUUCUGGAUGAACUCAAGUGAUGGUGGUGCUAAGCUGAUGAAUUUAUAGGUGAGGGAUAAAGGAAAGAGAACAAUGCAGUUUAGGUCCAGCUAUCAUGACAAGUUGGGAAGCCAUGAGCUCAGAGCAUGCAAUGCUGUAAGUGCAAGGGCAAGUAGUGUGAUCUUGAUUAGAUUCUCUGGGGCCAUCUGUUUGCCACUUGUUGGGGACGAUGCUUUUGGGCAUGCUUGGACAAUACAGUAUGCUGCCAUACUCACCUGUUUUAGUGGCAACCUAAGAAGCAUAUAACGGAAUGUGGGGACCAUGUGUAGAUUGUGUCAUGAUCUGUUUGUGAUUGUGCAAUGAGAUACCAACUAAUUAUUA
Triticum dicoccoides is the source of this 4068-nucleotide messenger RNA. Its product is annotated as disease resistance protein RGA4-like. Bases 77 to 3055 code for a protein of 992 amino acids. NCBI's taxonomy places the organism in Eukaryota, Viridiplantae, Streptophyta, Magnoliopsida, Poales, Poaceae. Gene Ontology annotation, biological process: defense response to other organism. Gene Ontology annotation, molecular function: ADP binding. The record is from RefSeq and is a predicted model, not a curated record. The transcript has 3 exons.